Clunio marinus is the source of this 891-nucleotide messenger RNA. The record is from the annotation of a GenBank genome assembly. NCBI's taxonomy places the organism in Eukaryota, Metazoa, Arthropoda, Insecta, Diptera, Chironomidae.
AUGACUUCAUUAUUCUCAUUAAAAUUGAAGGAUGGAAAAUUUCAAACAUCAGGCCUGGCAAUCAUUUAUAGUGCAUUCACAACUUUGGUUACGUUAAUUUAUUUUGUUUACAUGGUACUAGUUUAUACAAUCUGGCGUGAAGAGCUUGAAAGUAUAUCAACACUUGAAACGAUCAAACUUUUGCAAAUCUCGUCUUUGAGCAAUUUAACUCUACGAAUUUCUAUGGUUUUAUGUUAUGUGGAAUUCAUCCUGAUGAUAUUAUUAAAUUACUCCUUUCGUCAUGAAAUCAGAAUUUUACUUCAGAAAAUGUAUGAACUUCCAAUGACGGAUGAAAAUUGGAAGAAAUUUGGAAAAUUGUGUCUACAUAAUUUAUUGAGACUUAUAAUUUUCACGAUGGUUUUAUGGAUUUCAACUCAAAUAAGCUUCUAUAAUUUUUCAAAGAAGGCAUUAGUGAUGUGUUUUUUGAACAUUUUUACAACUUUGUCUAGUUUUAAUUUUUUUGUGUCCAUCAACAAUGUUGAGACUUUCAUUAUUUGUUUAAUGGAAGAAUUUCAAAUUGAAUUAAAUUUAAUGUAUGACAUCAAAUCAGCUGAUAAUGAAACUAAGGUUCUAAUUGAGUUCACAAGAUAUUAUCAGAAUAUUGUUGAUAUAAUGGAGCAGUUCAACAAAAGUUUUGGGAUGCAUCUGACCAGUGUCAUAAGCGGAACAACUUUACUAAUAAUUCUGUUUAUGGAUUUUCUGGCCAUUCAGAUAAUUCAACAUGAUUCUUGUCUCAAAAUCUUCAAUUUGUUUAUUUUUGACAACAAACUUGCACUGGAAUUAUUAUCAAUUAUAGCAAGUUACACAAUUGUAUUGAUUCAGUUUAAUAUUGAAGAGGGCAAAAAGAAAUGA